AUGGGUCUCUGGGAGUCAUCCUUGGCGCGUCCCCAGAUCAGUGACGGAGUAUGCACCGACUUAUUGAGCUUUUGUUUCCGUGGUCCAGUAGCCUACGACGAACAACAACCGUUGUUCAUUGAUGCAGAAGACCCCUCGCGUUCUUUCAAUGCUCGACAAUUCAGGAUCCUUGUGCGAACGCUUAUCGCCGGUUUGAAGGCUCAUCAUGUGCAGCGGGGAGAUUGUGUACUGGUUCAUUUGGGGAACAAUAUCAUAUACCCCGCACUGUUUUUUAGUGUCAUCGGAGCAGGGGGCGUGUUUAUGGGAUCGAAUGCUCGGAGUCAGCCUCAGGAAUUGGAACAUAUCCUUCAAUUGGCCGAACCAAAACUGAUCAUCACUACUCGCGAAGCGCUAUCGACUGUCCUCAAUGUCUCCGUCAACAAAGGAAUGCUCCCGAGCCAAGUUUGUCUCCUGGACGAGAUGGCGACAGAUCAUAUUGCGCACCUUUUCGAGUCUGGCGCCGCUGACGUGCCGUACUUUUCGGACACUGGAGACGAGAGCUAUCUGAACUUUGCCAACUUUCUUGGGUACGGUGAGAAUGACUGGAUCACCUUCAACGAUGAGCAGAUUGCCAAAUCCACGCCAGCAGCCAUGUUUUCCACUAGUGGCACUGGUGGGCUACCAAAAGCAGCACUGCUGUCGCACCACGCAAUCGUCUCACAGCACCUCACGAUCAACUACGAUGUGCCGUACGCAGCGAGCCGGCUUAUCUCGCUGCCUAUGUUCCAUCUUUUUGGCGCGCUGUGGACGCACAUUUUCCCGAUCCGCUACGGACAGCCGCUCUUUGUCUUGCCCCGGUUCGAAAUCACCCAGUUUGUCACAGCGGUGUAUCAGUACCAAAUCACCGAAACCUACAUGGUCCCCGCCAUGAUCCAUACCUUCAACCGCUGUACCUUACCGGUGACAGAUUACUUGUCGUCGCUGCGGUACGUCGGGGUCGCGGGCGCACCCGUGGACGGCGCUUCGAUGCAGCAGUUCCGCGAGCUGCUCCAUUUGGACGCGUAUGCGUCGCAACUCUGGGGAAUGACAGAGGUUGGGGUGGUUUUCCAGAACCGAUACGGGCAGCAGGGGAAUGCCGGAAGUAUUGGGAGCCUGUUGCCGGGAUAUGAAGUGCGGCUAGUUGGACAGGAUGGCAAUCUAGUAGUAGACGAGAACAAGCCCGGGGAACUAUAUGUACGUGGCGCCGGGUUGCUCAUUGGCUACCGGGGAAGAAAUGAUGCCAAGGAUGCACAAGGGUGGUUCCGCACUGGGGAUGUGGCUUAUGUCAACCAUGGUCUUUACUAUAUUGUUGGACGAACGAAGGAACUUAUCAAAGUUCGAGGAUGGCAAGUCGCUCCGGCCGAACUCGAAUCCGUUCUGCUCAAACAUCCAGGAAUUGAAGACGCCGCUGUAACUGGCGUCAUCUCUAAAGACGGAAGCACCGAAGUGCCCCGUGCAUUUGUGGUGCGGGCCAAAGGAAUCUCAGGAACCUGCAUCACGGCGGAGGAAAUAUACCUGUUCUGCCGCGGGCAACUGGCCAGCUACAAGGCUCUCGACGGGGGGGUUAUCUUUGUGGAGGAGAUCCCGCGUACGGCGAGUGGGAAGAUCCAGCGGUUCAAGCUUACGCAGAUGAAUACAUACCGGGAGAUUGUGAGUUCGUUGCUUGCGAGGUUCAAGGGCGCGAGUUUACAGACGGUUGGGAUUAUGCAUCAGGGGCGGAUUUCGGUUUAG
Molecule: messenger RNA, 1749 nt
Organism: Aspergillus ochraceoroseus IBT 24754
Lineage: Eukaryota; Fungi; Ascomycota; Eurotiomycetes; Eurotiales; Aspergillaceae
Gene: afeA
Product: adenylate-forming enzyme AfeA
Exons: 3
Coding region: 1-1749 (582 amino acids)
Biological process (GO): secondary metabolic process
Molecular function (GO): CoA-ligase activity
Source: RefSeq, a predicted model, not a curated record